AAGAUCAAGAGAGAAACAACUAACAAACUCCAUCAAUGGAUAUUAUGAACUACUACAACAUUUCAAUAUUGAUAUUUGGGAUUAUCCUUUUUGGAGGUAUCAUCAUCAUCAUCAAGCUUUUAGGAAGGCUAUGGUGGAGUCCUAUGAAGAUCCAACAGUUGAUGAGAUCGCAAGGGAUCCAAGGGCCAUCAUACAAUCUCAUACAAGGCAACACCAAAGAGAUGUACUCAAAAAGAAUCAAGGCUAUGGCUAAACCAAUGCAACUCUCUCACCAUAUACUUCCUAGGGUUCUUCCUCAUAUUCACUCUUGGCUCAACCAAUAUGGAAGGAACUAUGUUCAAUGGUUUGGAGCAGAUGCUCAUUUAGUCAUAACAGAGCCAGAGCUGAUCAAGGAAGUGCUUAACAACCAACACAAAGACUUCCCAAAGGCAAAACUCCAAGGCCACAUUCAUAAAAUUUUCGGAAAUGGACUUGCCACAGCAGAGGGUCAAAGAUGGGUCAACUCUAGAAAACUUGCUCAUUUUGCUUUCCAUGGAGAUAGCCUCAAAAGCAUGAUCCCAUCAAUGGUUCAGUGUGCUGAGACAAUGGUUGAAGAAUGGGAACAGCAUGAAGAAAAAGAGAUUGAUGUGUUCGAACAUUUCAAGGUUUAUACUUUGGAUGUCAUUUCACAUACUGCUUUUGGAAGUAGUUAUGAACAAGGAAGAAAUAUAUUCCAAAUGUUGCAGAGGCUUUGUGAGUUAUACAUUACAAAUAGAUAUAAAGUUAGACUUCCUGUGAUCAGUAAGAUAUUGAAAUCAGAAGAUGAUAUUGAAGGGGAGAGUCUUGAAAAGAAGAUGAAAGAUUGCUUUGUGGAAAUCAUAAAAGCAAGAGAAGAUCAGAAGAUGAAUAAUGAUUAUGGGAAUGACUUUUUAGGAUUGUUAGUGAAGGCCAAAAAUGAUCCUCAAAAAUCACAAAGGAUUAGUUUGGAAGAUGUUGUUGAUGAAUGCAAGACACUCUACUUUGCUGGACAUGAGACCACCAGUCUUUUGUUGGCUUGGACUAUGUUUCUUUUGGCUUUGCAUAAAGAAUGGCAAGAAAAAGCUAGAAACGAAGUGUUCGACCUAUUUGGACACAGCAACCCGACUUUUGAAGCCCUUCCAAAACUAAAAACGAUGAGUAUGAUCAUCCAUGAAAGUCUGAGGCUAUACCCUCCGGUGAUGACAUUAGUAAGAAAAGUGGAGAAGGAGACAAGAUUGGGGAGGCUAGUUCUUCCGAGUGGAGUGCACGUAGUGAUACCGACGGCAGCAAUUCAUCACGACGAAGAGUUAUGGGGGAGAAGCGCAGAUGAUUUCAAGCCAGAAAGAUUCUCGGAAGGGAUAGCAAAGGCAACCGAAAGAAACCCAGUUGGCGGUACGUAUCUCCCCUUCGGAUUAGGGUCUCGAAGCUGCGUGGGGAUGAACUUUGCAUUGAACGAAGCCAAAAUAGCAAUCUCCAUGAUUCUUCAACGAUUCUCCUUCACCCUUUCCCCUGCCUACGCUCAUUCCCCUGCUAUGUUUCUUACCAUUGCUCCUCAGCAUGGACUUCAGCUCAUUCUUCACCCACUUUCCACACAUCGACAAAGCACUUUCAUGAUGUGAAUUCUCAAUCCAAUAUUAUCUACAACUUUCAUUACUCAUUAUGGUCAACGCCCGACAAGGGAGCAUUUGAAACAUUUAGUUGUUAUCCAGUCUUGUGUUGUUCAACAUAGAGUUUUGAAAUUUGUAAUCCUAAUAUAAAUUAGAC
Molecule: messenger RNA, 1761 nt
Organism: Cucumis melo (muskmelon)
Lineage: Eukaryota; Viridiplantae; Streptophyta; Magnoliopsida; Cucurbitales; Cucurbitaceae
Product: cytochrome P450 CYP749A22-like
Exons: 5
Coding region: 36-1616 (526 amino acids)
Molecular function (GO): oxidoreductase activity, acting on paired donors, with incorporation or reduction of molecular oxygen; iron ion binding; monooxygenase activity
Source: RefSeq, a predicted model, not a curated record